This is a messenger RNA of Crotalus tigris (Tiger rattlesnake), 2749 nucleotides long. RefSeq names its product ankyrin repeat and SOCS box containing 2 (gene ASB2). The transcript has 10 exons. Lineage: Eukaryota; Metazoa; Chordata; Lepidosauria; Squamata; Viperidae. Gene Ontology annotation, biological process: intracellular signal transduction. The record is from RefSeq and is a predicted model, not a curated record. Gene Ontology annotation, molecular function: protein binding. Bases 198 to 2102 code for a protein of 634 amino acids.
AACUCCAGACUUCAAAGCAGGAGAAAGUUCAAAGCUGCUCUGCAUUUUAUCAACACAGAGAGACAGGAGAGCAAUGCUUCCAAAAGGGAAUAUUCUGAUUUAAUAGUCCAUGAAAAAACAAGUCUGAAGUAAACAAUUUUCUACAAAUUACAAGGGUUAUUUUUAACCAGCCCUUCUGACUGACAAGAAAGUGGAAAAUGACAACGCAAGUUACCGUAGCAAGAGCAGGUACGAUUGGACACGAAGAAUAUAGCCUGUAUAGCAGCAUGAGUGAGGAUGAACUUAUUCAGAUGGCCAUUGAGCAGAGUUUGACAGAAGAUCCUGCUGAGCAAAUAGCUGCACAGAAAACAGUUACUGCAGCUCCACCUCCCAGUGAACCUUACUGUCAGAACUUCUACCUUUAUCCUUGGGAAAGGCGUGCUGCUCAGUCCGGAGGCCAGACUUCAGCAUCCGGUUCAGGAGUCAGGCGGAGGUACGAUGGCAGCUUCUUCAUCUUACCCCAGGCUGAAGUGCUGGAUCCUGUGGUGUUGGUGAUCAAGGAAGGAGAUGAAACAGCACUGCAGAACAUGAUACAGACAGGAAAAAACCUUGCACAGCCUAACAAAGAUGGAUGGUUGCCACUCCAUGAAGCUGCUUAUUAUGGACAAGAGGGCUGCUUGAAACUGCUGCAUAGAUCUUUCCCUGGGACAAUUGAUCAACGUACACUUCAGGAAGAAACAGCACUCUAUUUAGCAACAAACAGAGGGAAUAUUGAUUGCAUGCAUUCAUUGCUUCAGGCUGGAGCAGAACCUGAUAUUGCAAACAAAGCUAGGGAAACCCCACUUUAUAAAGCCUGUGAACGGAAAAAUCCUGAAGCUGUGCAGAUGCUAUUGCAGUACAAUGCUGAUGUGAACCAUCGCUGCAAUCGCGGAUGGACGGCUCUUCAUGAAGCUGUUGCUCGAAAUGAUUUAGAAAUAAUAGAACUUUUAAUUCAAGGAGGUGCCAAGAUUGAAUCUGCAAACUGUUAUGGAAUUACCUCUUUAUUUGUAGCAGCUGAAAGUGGCCACUUAGAAGCCUUGAGAUACCUGGCGAAAUGUGGUGCUGAUAUCAAUACCCAAGCUAGUGAUAAAGCUUCAGCUCUCUAUGAAGCUUCUAAAAAUGGACAUGAGAAGAUUGUGGAAUUUCUCUUGACUCAAGGUGCUGAUGCUAACAAAACCAAUAAGGAUGGGUUCUUACCAAUUCACAUGGCCUCCAAAAAAGGCUAUUAUGAGAUUGUGAAAAUGCUGCUGCCAGUAACAAGUCGUACUCGCAUCAAGCGCAGUGGCAUCAGCCCUCUGCAUUUGGCAGCUGAGCGCAACCAUGAUGAUGUCUUGGAAGAGCUCAUUGAUGCUGGCUUUGAUGUGAAUGCCACCCUUUCUUUUGAGCGCUCCCGACUCUAUGAGGACAGGCGCACCAGUAUCCUGUAUUUUGCAGUCUUCAACAACAACGUAUAUGCCACUGAGCUGCUGCUUGAGGCUGGGGCUGAUCCUAAUGUUGACCUUAUCAAUCCAUUGCUCAUCUCCAUCCGCCAUGGCUGUUUGAAGACAAUGAAACUGCUUCUUGAUUAUGGAGCUAACAUUAAUGCCUACGUUGCCUCUCACCCUACAACUUUCCCUGCUACUGUAAUGUUUUCAAUGAAGUAUCUUGCUCUGCUGAAAUUUGUGAUGGAUAUGGGCUGUGAUGCCAACUCUUGCUUUACGUGUUGUUAUGGGUGUGGCCCACAUCCUCCUAUUGAUAUUAGGAGGGACAGGUAUAGUGAUCCUGCAGUGAAUAACAAUAACAAAAUUGUACAGUUUUGUGAAAUGGUUUCAACCCCAGAGAUGAGUCGUUGGGCAGGCCCUAUUAUAGAUGUUCUUUUGGAUUAUGUGGGAAAUGUGCAACUUUGUUCCCGGUUGAAGGAACACAUUGACAGUUAUGAAGAUUGGUCCAAUAUUAAAGUCAAAGCAGAGCCACCAAGGCCACUUGCACACCUUUGUCGAAUCAAAAUUCGAAUUGUGAUUGGGAAAAACCGUCUUUCACUUAUUGAGGCUUUACCUCUGCCAAGAAGACUAAUUCGCUAUUUACAAUAUGAUUUUACCCAGUGAUCUCAGGUGAACCUGACAUUCAAAUAUUAUAUGGAAUGACAAUCAUAUGUAUUAUAGGGCAAGCUGUCAUGAUGGAAACAGACUGAUAUGAUGGAACAGAAAACUUGUUUUGGUAUGUAAGAAGAAAAAAAUAAGGAUUCCUACAAGUUAAAUCUCAGAACAAAUGCAACAGCAUUUAGGGUAUGGGAAAUAGCUGAAAAAAUGAGAACAAAGCAGUCAGCAAAUAGUGAAGGGGAUAUUAUGCUAUCUUGCAAGGAAAAACACUCUCAGUAGCUCAACAUUUAGUACAACCCUUUACAAAAUGCAGGCAGAGUAAAAUGUAGAUUGUAUUCUACCAAUAAAUAUUCAGGUGAUCUGCAUGUCACCAAGAACUUCCAAUUCUCACUGGUUUAAUAAUGAUGACAGAAAACCUUUUUUCCUCCUUAAUUAAACUGUUAAAUAAAUGUUUAAAAGCUUGGAAGAAAAUAGGAGGUUUUUAUGAUGUGAAAGAACAUAUGCACAAACUCCAGUUCUACUACCAAAAAGAAAUUCCUGAUCUGGGCAUGUGUCCAGUAGUUCUAAAUCUGCCUUCUUGAGCUGUUACUUUGUACUUGAUUCUGGUUGAUGGACCUCACAGUUCUAGUGAAAAAUAAACAUGCAUAUUGUAA